AUGUCUCCUGCGAUAUUCGAGUCUCACCGGAGAACGCCCUCUGGUCAAGACCCCGACCGUCGGAAAUCUGGAAGCGGUUUUCUUUUCCUCAACAACCGUUUCAAGAGCAUGUAUCGCUUGAGUCGCUUCCCCUUGUUUUAUGCCGGAUCCUGGACCCGCUUCGCCAGGACCGGAUGCAAUAGCGUGCGCCGCGGCUUUGACGAUCCCCACCAAACUUGCAUAUCCCUCGAGCUGUCCAACGGUCGACAACCUCAAGCCUUGGAGUUCAUCGGCUUGCAUAUUUGA
Molecule: messenger RNA, 285 nt
Organism: Colletotrichum spaethianum
Lineage: Eukaryota; Fungi; Ascomycota; Sordariomycetes; Glomerellales; Glomerellaceae
Exons: 2
Coding region: 1-285 (94 amino acids)
Source: RefSeq, a predicted model, not a curated record